Paramecium tetraurelia is the source of this 1452-nucleotide messenger RNA. RefSeq lists its product as uncharacterized. Gene Ontology annotation, biological process: proteolysis. Lineage: Eukaryota; Ciliophora; Oligohymenophorea; Peniculida; Parameciidae. Gene Ontology annotation, molecular function: metalloaminopeptidase activity; manganese ion binding. Gene Ontology annotation, cellular component: cytoplasm. The transcript is spliced from 2 exons. The record is from RefSeq and is a predicted model, not a curated record.
AUGAAAGUAAAAUAACUUUGCAUUAAUUCAUACAAGUCUCCUGUUUAAUCGUAAAGCUGGGCUUCAAGUCUAUUUUUGAAUCUCUAUAGAUGUAAUUCAUAAUAGAUUUCUCGUCAUCUGCAUAGGCUUAAAGUCAAUAAAGUAGUGAAGGGAGGCCAGAGCUUUAUUUUUGGAGAUGAGAAAGUUGGACUGGCAGUAGGAGUAAAGGGUUCUUGUUAUAAUGCUGGAGGAGAUGUAGCACGGGGUGCCAGAAAAUACGGGUUUGGCAGAGUUGUAUUAAGCCAAAAUGAAUUGAGCAUUAAGGAAACAUCUUAAGUGAUUUCAGGAUUGAUACAAGCCAACUACAAGUACAAGCUAUUAGGAGAUGCUGCAAAAGAGAAAUUGCAAAAUGAUGAAAACAAUGAUAAAUAUAGUUAUAUAUAAGAAUUGCAUGUUUAAGACAAUAUAUUUGAAGAUCCUUACUUUUAGCAAUUGAUUCGACUUGCUCAAACUAAGUUGUAUGCAAGAGAGUUGGCAAAUACUAGACAAGAAGGAACACCCUAAUUUUUUGUGAAUGAAGUAAAAACCCUGUUCAAAGAUAACCCCAAUGUUGAAAUUAAAAUUUUAGAAGGCAAAUAAUUACAAGAAUGCUAAUUGAAUCUCUUUUAUGCAGUUGGAUAAGGAUCAAUCCAUCCUCCUGCAUUAAUCAAUUUGACCUAUAGGGGAAAUAAGGAUUCUCAGUAAUUGCACGCAUUAGUGGGUAAAGGCAUUACGUUUGAUACUGGGGGUUUACAUUUAAAGUCAUAUGGUCAUAUGGAAAAAAUGUAUCUCGAUAAAUCUGGAGCCUGCAAUGUACUGGCUGCUUUUAAGGGAGCUGUAGAUAUGACAUUGAAAGUAAAUGUUACUGUCACUUUGGGAAUGGCUGAAAAUGCAAUCUCAAAUACAUCCUAUAAGCCAUCCUCUAUUCUUAAAAGUCACAAAGGAUUAACAGUAGAGAUCAAUAAUACAGAUGCAGAAGGACGUCUAGUGUUAGCUGAUUGUCUGAGUUGGACUCAAGCCACCUAUAACCCAACAUCCAUCUUAGAAAUCUCAACAUUAACUGGUGCUUGUAAAGCAGCCUUGGGAGAAAAUACAGGAGGAUUAUUCAGUAACAAUGAUUAGUUGUCACAAGAACUUCAAGAAAUAGGAAAAGAGUUGCAAGAACCUUUCUGGAGAAUGCCUGUGACUGAUGAACAUAGAGAUAUGAUGAAGAGUCAAUUUGCAGAUUUAUGUAAUUCUGGAUAGCCUAAGGUUUGUGGAGCCAGUAAGGCUGCAGCCUUUUUAUUCAAUUUUGUAGAUGAAAAGACUCCCUUUGCUCAUCUUGAUAUUGCAGGGCCCAAGUUUAGUAAAGCAGACAAAGGUAUCCAUCCUCCAGGAGCAACUGGGUUUGGCACUUAGGUUCUUUUGAAAUAUCUGUUGAAUAAGUAGGAGUGA